AUGGUAUCAGAGCGACGGUCGAGCUCAUACGCCGCCGCCGUUACCGGCGAAGCCAGCCAAGGAGGACAUGCAACUACACCAGCAGUUGGAUUGCCAACACGCACGUCCUCAACAGCAACUCCACAGAGGAGUCUUCAUCUGCAAAGGAGCUAUGCAGUGGAAGAUAUGGAGAAUCCAUAUUUCCUCAGUGCAAGCGAAAAUCCUUCUGUGAUUCUGGUUAGUCCGCUUCUAGCAGGAAGUUCCAACUACGCUUCCUGGUCAAUCUCGAUGAAAAUUGCUUUGGAAGUCAAAAACAAAUGGUGCCUCGUCGACGGAAGUCUUCCGGCACCAAACAGAGGCAACAGCCGCUAUGGAGCUUGGAGGCACUGCAAUUUGAUGGUGUGCUCGUGGAUUUUUUAG
Molecule: messenger RNA, 399 nt
Organism: Ipomoea nil (Japanese morning glory)
Lineage: Eukaryota; Viridiplantae; Streptophyta; Magnoliopsida; Solanales; Convolvulaceae
Exons: 1
Coding region: 1-399 (132 amino acids)
Source: RefSeq, a predicted model, not a curated record